AUGGAUGAAAAGGCAGCAGGAGAAAAGAGACUGCUACAACUUGAAGAGUUAGAGAAAUUUAGAGGGAACACAUAUAAGAAUCAUAAAUUGUACAAAGAAAAGAUGAAGAAGUGGCACGAUAAAAGGAUCAGGAAUAGAGAUCUAAAAAUUGGCCAGAAAGUGUUGCUCUUCAAUUCCAGACUCAGACUAUUUCCAGGAAAACUCAAAUCAAGAUGGACUGGGCCAUACCAAAUUGUGAAUGAUGCAGGAAAUGGAAACUUUGAAAUUCAAGGAUCAGAACAUGGUCGUUCCUUCAAGGUUAAUGGACACAGAUUAAAGUUAUACGCUGAUGAAACCUUCAAUGAAAAAGAGGAAAGUAUCCCCCUCUCUGAAUCCACCUGA
Gastrolobium bilobum is the source of this 381-nucleotide messenger RNA. RefSeq lists its product as uncharacterized. Lineage: Eukaryota; Viridiplantae; Streptophyta; Magnoliopsida; Fabales; Fabaceae. The record is from RefSeq and is a predicted model, not a curated record. The transcript has a single exon. The coding region runs from base 1 to 381 and encodes 126 amino acids.